CUAUUUAGUUAUUACUUGUUGGUUCCAAAACCAAAAUCGCUGAUACAUCCCAAAACCCAAACUAAAUCAGACGAACAUGGCUUCGAAGAAGAGUAACCAUAACCCUCACUCAGGCGACGGUGCUAGCCCUGGAAAGAUAUUCAUCGGUGGCUUAGCUAAAGACACCACCUUGGAUACCUUUGUUAAGUACUUUGCGAAGUAUGGGGAGAUAAUAGACUCUGUGAUCAUGAAAGACCGGCAAACUGGUCGACCUAGGGGAUUUGGGUUCAUCACCUAUGCGGAUCCUUUAGUUGUUGACCAAGUUAUGGAAGAGACUCAUGUAAUCAAUGACAAGCAGGUCGAGAUAAAGAGAACCAUUCCAAAGGGUUCUGGACAGGGAAAUGAUUUCAAAACAAAGAAAAUUUUUGUUGGCGGGAUUCCAACCACAGUUACUGAAGAUGAGUUCAAAAGUUUCUUUUCACAAUUUGGAAAGGUGGUGGAGCAUGAGAUCAUACGUGAUCAUGUCACUAAGCGCUCUCGAGGUUUUGGAUUUGUUGUGUUUGACAACGAAAAAGUUGUUGAUAAUGUUCUUGCAAAUGGAAAUAGGAUUGAUAUGGCUGGUACACAGGUUGAGAUCAAGAAGGCUGAACCAAAGAAGGCCUCAAACCCAGCACAUGUUCCUGCAUUUGGUAGUGACUCUAGGGCACACCCUUACAAUGAUAGUUUCGGUGGAUUUGGAGACUCCAUGAGUGGUUUCGGUCCUGGUGGUUAUGGUGCUGGAGGUUAUGGUCCUGCUUCUUAUAGGUCACUGGGAGGUUUUGGCAGUAGGUUUGGUGAUUAUGGUGGAUAUCCAGAUGGUAAUGAUUUUGGAGGUGGUUUUGGGGGCUUUGGUGGUGGUGGUGCUUUUUCUGGUUAUCGUGGAGAGUCGUCAUUCGGCUAUUCUAGUCGCUUUGGUUCUUACGGUGGAGGGAUUGGUGGGGGAUAUGGUGGUAGUGGGUUAGGUGCAUAUGGCCGUGAAGCUAGGGGCUAUGGUGGUUAUGAUGGUUCAGGCUCUUCUGAUGGUUAUGAUUCAGGACCUGGUGCUAGUUAUGGUGGACCUCGAAGCUUGUACGGUAGUAGGGCAGGUUAUGGCGGCAGUAGUCGUUACCACCCUUACGGAAGGUAGACAUAUACUUAAGCUUUCCAAUAGAAGUUGCACGCAGGUUCCAAUAUCACUCUUUGCGUCCUAUGGUUCCAUUGUCACUAGGCACUACUGCAAGAGGCACUAAGCUAGAAGAUGAGAUGAACCAUUAGUUUGUCCCUGGGUCUACUCUGUGGCAUGGACAUCCAAAGUUAGAUUAUCACUAAUUUAGAGACUUUGUCAAUUAUUGGCUUGUGAUUCUAGUUAGGCAUCUUUUGUGUGCUCUGUAUGAAUGAUUGUCAUCAUAUAUUGAGACUUAGACACUUACUGUUAUGUGAUCAGCCUAGAGUAUGAGAUAUAUUCAAACAUA
This is a messenger RNA of Prunus mume (Japanese apricot), 1469 nucleotides long. Its product is annotated as heterogeneous nuclear ribonucleoprotein 1-like. Gene Ontology annotation, biological process: regulation of gene expression. The record is from RefSeq and is a predicted model, not a curated record. NCBI's taxonomy places the organism in Eukaryota, Viridiplantae, Streptophyta, Magnoliopsida, Rosales, Rosaceae. Gene Ontology annotation, molecular function: RNA binding. Gene Ontology annotation, cellular component: chromatin; nucleoplasm.